Messenger RNA from Melopsittacus undulatus (budgerigar), 2388 nucleotides. RefSeq names its product D-glutamate cyclase (gene DGLUCY). The record is from RefSeq and is a predicted model, not a curated record. The transcript is spliced from 15 exons. Lineage: Eukaryota; Metazoa; Chordata; Aves; Psittaciformes; Psittaculidae. Gene Ontology annotation, molecular function: D-glutamate cyclase activity. The coding region runs from base 301 to 2151 and encodes 616 amino acids. Gene Ontology annotation, biological process: glutamate metabolic process.
GUGCUGUUUCCGCUGAGCCUCCGCCUUCCCGUGCGGCGCGGGAGGUGUGUGCAGCCCCACAGCGGUGGCCUGUCCGUGCGGCUCGGCUCGGCCGCCUCCCUGAGCUGGGGCAGCUGGAGAGCUGACGCUGUCAAUGCGGCACGUCGAUGGAGAACAGGAAAAGCUUAUUGAAGAUUGAAAACUGAGACAGUUCAAGAUUGUCCUUCUCCUUCCAGCUUUGAAGUUUCAUUACCCUUGUCAAGAUCUGGAAGUGCACCUCAGGAUGUGGUAGUGCCCACUAAUCAAUAGUGGGCUGAAGAGAUGUUUUUGACAGAAGGCUUGAAAUCUCUUCUUCCCCAUGCACUAAGACAAAUAAUUCGCUGCAACAGACUCAAUAUUAGGAAUACUUCUGGAAUAGCAGCGGGCUACAAACAGGCCAAUGUCCUGAUUUUGCACAAGUCCCUGGCUGAUGACUUUGAGAAGUUUUGCCAUGCAAAUGAGGGACCCCUACCACUACUGUACAGAAGUAAACCAGGUGACUGGGAAUGUCCUUCCCUGAGUAGUGAUUCUGAUAUCAGAACUGACUGCCUACAGUACAGAAUAUAUGAGCAUGGAGUCUGUACUGGAUCACUGAAAAGCCUGAGGGAGUAUUCUGAACAACUUAAGAACAUGGUGACCUUUUAUUUAGGCUGCAGCUUCUCUUUCGAAGAAGCAGUUAAAAAUGCUGGCAUUCCUGUAAGAAAUGUUGAGCAAAAAUGUAAUGUAAGCAUGUAUAAGACAGCUGUGCCUUGCUACAGUGUUUCUACUUUUUGCUGCAAUUUAGUAGUCACAAUGAGGCCUAUUCCUGAGAGCCAGUUGGAAGCAGCUGUGCUAGCAACAUCUGAAUUUAAAGAAGCCCAUGGAGCACCAAUUCAUAUUGGUGACCCUGGUCUCUUGGGAAUACAGGAUCUUUCCAAACCAGACUAUGGAGAUCCAGUUCACCUUCACCCUGGUGAUAUUCCAGUGUUUUGGGCCUGUGGAGUAACAGGAGUAGAAGCAAUCAUUAACUGCAGAGCUCCACUAGCUUUUACUCAUUCUCCUGGCUGCAUGUUCAUUACUGACCUAAAGAAUGACAAUGUCACAUUCAGAUCAUCAAGAGAAGUCCCACAAGUUCACUGCAUUUCUCAAGAUCCUCUGCAUUAUAGUAUCGUGUCAGCAGAAGCAGCCCAAAAGAUAAAAACUCUAGAGACCCUAAUUGGAAUAGAUCCAGGAGACAGGGGUAUAAUUCAUCUGCACCGCCAGGAUGAGCUGCUGAAGGCUUGCCUGUCCAUCUCCCAUGCUCAGUCUGUGCUGAUAACAACUGGAUUUCCUACCAACUUCACUUAUGAGCCACCGGAAGAGAACGACGGCCCCCCGGGAGCCCUUGCUAUUGCAGCUAUAUUGCAGGCCUUGCAGAAAGAGGUUGCCAUAGUAACAGAUCAGAGAGCCAUGAAUCUGAAUAAAAAGAUUAUUGAAGAGGCUGUUCAACUAGGAAUCCUGAAGAGACCUGUCCCUCUAUUGAGUUAUCAAAGUAAAAGUGCCAAUUCAGCUUUAACGUUUUUGUGUGAAAAUGGGAAUCCUAGAAGACCUAGAUUUGAUCACCUGAUAGCAAUAGAGCGUGCUGGGAUGGCUGCUGAUGGCAACUAUUACAAUGCCAGGAAAGUUAACAUUAAACAUCUUGUGGAUCCCAUAGAUGAACUAUUUCUGGCUGCCCAAACCCUUCCAGGAGUCACAACAACAGGUGUUGGGGAUGGAGGAAAUGAAUUAGGUAUGGGCAAAAUUAAAGAUGCUGUAAAGAAGCACAUAAAAAAUGGAGAUGUUAUAGCUUGUGAUGUUGAAGCUGAUUUUGCUGUUGUAGCUGGGGUCUCUAACUGGGGAGGUUAUGCCAUUGCUUGUGCUCUGUAUAUCCUCAGCACUUGUGAGGUACAUGACCGCUAUUUGAGGAAAGCUGUCGGGUUUCCACGGCUAUCAAACAAAACGGUCUGGCUAUCGGCACUUCCAUCAGUUACCAAGGAGGAAAAACUUCUGAAAACACUCGUGCAGCAUGGAGUCCGCAGUGGAAAAACUGCCAGUCUAGAAAUGGAAGUGGAUGGGCUGCCCUUCUACAACACCCAUUCACUUAUGAUUGAAAAGCUCCGAGAAACAGCACAGUAGUGACUGCCCCUUAUGAUUCCUGUGUCAAGAGUCAUGUUCUUGCCUUCUCCCCUUGGCUUUCACAGGGUGUACAAGAUCAUGAAAAGAUGACUUCUCAUCUCUGGUGUCUUGGCUGCACACAACUUUUCACUGUUACCCUUACAACAUCUCUGUGAAUCAUCAUGAUGAUUUGUUCUACCUUUCUUUUCUGUGAUUUUAUAAUGGAGAAUGGAUAUUAAAUCUUAGUAUGAACUAAGA